AUGCCUGCUAAGCUGAGGUUUCUCCUCAGAUUCUUCAUCUUCUGCUUGUCCGCUGCCCCGGUACUGAGUGGUGUUGCCAGGCUCAGUGAAUCUAUGUGCAGAGACCUUAAAGAUCCUUGUGGUUUGGAACAAGAUCCUGGCAGCUGCUAUGAAAUACAUUUUAGAUUUUUCUACAACCGAAGUUCCAAAGUAUGUGAGAGUUUUAUCUAUUCUGGCUGCAAUGGUAACCUUAAUAACUUCCAGCUUAAAAUAGAAUGUGACAUACAAUGUAACCAAGAUUACCGAACAGCACGGCUUGCUGGUAACAACAGAAGAGCCAACUGUGACACCAAAAAAGCCAACUGUGACACCAAAAAAGCCAACUGUGAAACCAUUGAGAGCACGGAGAAGACACCACAAGCAGCACUCCAGGCCCCACAAGCACCUCCAUGCCAGCCAUGGCACCUAGAUAGCCACAAAGGAGCCACCAUGGAGGCUGGAGGGAUCCGCCUCGCCCUGUGGCUUCUUACCCUGUCCAUACUCAUGCAGAUGCCUUCUGGUAACCUGUUUUCUCCAGAACUGAGAAACGAACUGUGUGAAAGCGGGUAUCUUGGAGACAUCUGCAACUACCCCGUUAAGAAGGGCUUUUGCACCGCCAUUCUGUACAGAUACUACUUCAACAAGGUAACGUCCUCCUGCGAGCCCUUCAUCUUCUCUGGCUGUGGGGGCAACAGGAACAACUUUAAAGCUCAGUACCUCUGUGAACACUAUUGCCUUCAGAAACAGGUAAGCCUCUUGGCGCCUCACCCCGCUGUUAAUAACUCUAAAUGGUUGAGAAUAAUGGUUUUACGGGCAACACCUAGAAAGAGGCGAGGGAGAAACAAGCAUGGAAUCCUGAAAUUACUUCCAGAUGCAAUCACGGGUGGUGAGGGUAAAAGGAACAAGAAGAUUCUGGCAGCCUCUAAGUGUUGGGUCAAAACCUCCAAGUCCAGCAUCCCGUAUUAUGCUGUGGUCAAAUGA
Molecule: messenger RNA, 999 nt
Organism: Meriones unguiculatus (Mongolian gerbil)
Lineage: Eukaryota; Metazoa; Chordata; Mammalia; Rodentia; Muridae
Gene: Spint4
Product: serine peptidase inhibitor, Kunitz type 4
Exons: 6
Coding region: 1-999 (332 amino acids)
Molecular function (GO): serine-type endopeptidase inhibitor activity
Source: RefSeq, a predicted model, not a curated record